AGAAUGUGGAACAAGUAGAAAUAUAUAAAUAAACAUUGAAAAUCAAUAUACAUGAAAUUUUUAUUGGUAUUUGUUCUGUUAACUGUUUUUAUAAUAAAUAUGUUUUGAGUAUAGUUUAACAGAAUAUAAAAGUGAAGAUAAGAAAACUAAUGGAGGUUAUGCUACGUUGCAAAAGUAGUGUUGAAAGUAUAUUCAUUGAGCAGGUUUCCAGUCAUGUAAGAAAAAACUAAAAUAAUUUUACAUUUAACAAUAGCUGAAGAGCCUCACCCUAAAAAAGUACCUCAAAACAAAACUUUUAAAGCAAUUUACAAUCUGUACCAAUGACAAAAUUUCUAAGUUGCAAUGAGUAAUACAAUAUUAUUCAUAAAUAAAUGUAUAUUUUACUAUAUAUUUUAUAAAUAUAUUUAAUUUUAUAUACAUACAUGUAAGAUUGUCAAAAACAGAAGAUAAUAAAUGAAUCGAACAUUUUAACACAUUCUUACCCCUAUGUUUCUGUUAAUGAGAAUGAGUGACAUUUUACUGAAAAGGGGAAAGUUUUAAAUCCAUUAAUUAAAUUAUAUAGUAAAAAACACACAAAACACCUAAAGGCAAUACACCGAACGAAAAACAGAUUUCCUUUCGCACUUAAAGAUAGAAAACAAUUUGGAUAAGAAUAACCGAAUACAAACGGAAUAUUAUUCGCAUAAAAGUUCAAGUAAUGAAUAGAUUGAUUUCGUUUUAUUAUAAGUGCUAAAAAUGUCGUUUAUAAAUAAUCUGAAAAAAGUUUUCCACCUUGGGGGUGGAGAGGCAAAGAAAAAACGCCUUUACAAUAACAUUAAAAUGGAUACAGAUCCAACAGAAUUUUGGGAAAUGGUAGGGGAAUUAGGCGAUGGUGCCUUUGGAAAAGUUUAUAAAGCCCAACAUAAAGACCAUAAAAGAUUUGCUGCGGCGAAAAUGUGCACCUUAGAAGAUGAGGAAAAUUUAAGUGAUCACAUGGUUGAAAUUGAUAUCCUCUCGGAAAUAAAACAUCCGAACAUAGUUGAGUUGUAUGAAGCCUUUUCAAUUGAUGACAAACUCUGGAUGCUAAUUGAGUAUUGCGAUGGUGGUGCAUUGGAUAGCAUAAUGGUUGAAUUAGAAAAACCACUUACAGAAACGCAAAUAUCUUACGUUUGUAAGUAUAUGACAUUGGGAUUAAAUUUUCUGCACAAAAAUAAAGUAAUACACAGAGAUUUGAAAGCCGGAAAUGUCCUGCUAACCAUGGAUGGAGGAGUUAAAUUAGCUGACUUUGGUGUAUCUGCUAAAAAUAAGCACACUCUGCAAAAACAUGACACUUUUAUUGGAACUCCGUAUUGGAUGGCGCCCGAACUUGUUCUAUGUGAAACUUUUCGGGAUAAUCCAUAUGAUUUAAAAGUUGAUAUAUGGUCACUUGGUAUUACACUUAUUGAAUUGGCUCAAAUGGAACCACCGAACAGCGAAAUGUCACCAAUGCGUGUCUUAUUAAAAAUUCAAAAAAGCGAACCACCAAAGUUAGAUAAUCCUUUAAAAUGGAGUAAGGAAUUCAAUGACUUUUUAAAAAAGGCACUGGUCAAGGAUCCUCAUCAACGACCUGACACAGAUACUCUCCUACAACACAACUUUAUCAAAAAUGAUCUUGAUGCAAAACCAAUCAAAGAUCUUCUACUGGAGUAUAAAGCAGAGGUUGUUGAAGAAGUUGUUGACGAGGAAGCAGAAGAACCCCGCAACUCGGCGCUCCGACUCGACCUGGACGAUGACUCAGCUUCACUGCAGAGUCAAGAUAUUGAUAAAGUUCCAGGUACUCCUACGUCCAUAUUGAGAGAAUCCAAAGACAAUUCUCAUUCAAGUAGUAUACCACAAAUUAACCAAUUACAAGAAGAGGGUACAUACCCAGUUAUGCAAAAGUCAAUUAAAAAUAGCAUUUCCAUCGAAGUAGAGAAAGAACCAAAUUCCGUUGUUGCAUCUAUUACUUCGUCACCAGAUGAAAUAAAAUUGCCGACAGCAAUAUCCAGUAAACAAACAACGCCACUUCAACAAAUUCCUGAGGGAUCUGUUCUUACUGAGGUGGAUAAACCUAUUGGCAUAACAAAUGAAAAUGAUAAAAAGAUAAUAAAAAAAGAAAAAGGGAAAGCACCAUUGCCACCUCCAUCAGCUUUGUUGUAUCAAGAUACUAAAAACUCUAUAAAAUGCAAAGCAGAGGAGUCUACGAAAUUAGUAAAUGAAUCUGAAAAACAAUCAAAACAAAAUAAUAUAGUUGUGGAAUUCAAAGACGAAAAAGAUGAUGAUAAACUUAAGUGUGAUUCUAAGUGUGAUUGGGAUAAUAAACAACAGCCUUCUCCUACAGCAUCGUCAGCACAUUCAAUACAGUCGACAACUUCAUCGAAAAGUAGUCCAGGAACAGUAAUGAGUUCAACAACUUCUCUAAUUACAAUAAAUAGUGAUGCUUCUCAACAAAGUUCUUCAAGUAUUGUUUAUCCGAAUAGUUUAGAAGCAAAUAUAAGUCAAAUAACAGUGGUGACUAGUACGCAUCCACCAGUGAUUGUAGAUAAUUCAAAGUCUCGAUCGCCUACUUCAGAUGAGGUUGUUAUUGUUUCAAAUGAUUUAAAUAGAAGUACACGUAUUCAGGAGUCAUCAACCGAUGAUGAAUGCCCUUCAUUAGAUGAUAGUUUAGAUGAUUCCCCAUUACAUUCACAAUCUUCAAUGAUUGUUACGAUUAGUGAAAAUAGAGCAGAGGAUGGAAAUAAACAAGAUAUUGGUGUUUCUGUAAAUCAAAUGUCACCAACAAAUUUAAAUUCAACACAUGCUCGUAAAUUAGACGAAAGUGAAGUCCUUAUUGUAAGCCCUUCAUAUACAGACAAUGAUUGUUUCAAUAUUUCUAGUAUUAAUGAUCAUAAUGAAAAUGUAAUGGAUACCAGUCAUGUUUCAGUAGUAACAGUAGGAGAUGAAAUUAAAGUAAAAGACAGUAGUCAUGUUAAUAAUGUAAGACAUGAAGGAAAUAGUAUUGCUGACUUUAAACCCGAGUGCAAUGUAAAAGCAAAUCCUUAUGUAAUCAAUCAAAAUGGUCAGGCAAUAGUUGAAGAUGUUAACAUAAUUGUUAAUCGUGGUACUUCGUUGCCAACAAUUGGAAAAGAUUCAUCUAAUGAAAGGCGAAUUUCUCCUGGUAGUAGCGUUGGAUCUAUGGACUCAAAAACACUGAGUGAAAAUGAAUCUGUUCGAUCUAAUAGUAGUAUUACUCAUCGUGGAGUAGAAGUUAAAAUUGUUGGUAUUGAUCGCAGUGACGCUGAUAGUGUUUGUACCACAACUAGUCAUGAUAGUCGCAACGAAGUUGACAAUAAUCAAACAAAAUUGACUGAAGACGAGGAAGUUAUAAUAAGACAUAAACCAGUACCUGUUAUGCCGAAAAGUGUGACAACUGCUCCAGCUCCCACAAAGGAAGAAAUAGAGCUCAGAAAUUUAAGAAAAAAAACUCGAAAACGUACAAGAAAAUUUGAAAUUGAUGGUGUUCAAAUGACUACAACUACUAGUAGGGUUAUAUAUGGAGAUGAUGAAACUGGUCGUUUAUAUGAUGAUCAUGUUUUUAGAAAACAAGAGUUACGAGAACUUAAAAUGCUGCAAAAACAAGAGAAAAAACAGCAAAAUGACUUACAGCUGAAGGAGCAAAUAGCUAAAGAACAACAAGAUCGAAGAUUUGAACAGGAGCGUAUAUCAUUGGAAAAGACAUAUGAAUCUGAUAUGGAUACUCUAGCAAGACAACAUAAGCAGUUAAUAGAAAAGACAGAACAGUCACAAGAACAUGAACUACGAUCUGCUUCUAAACGUAUACGGUCAGAACAAGAGCAAGAGUUAAAAAUAUUUCGGGAAAAUCUUAAGCAGGAAAUUCGUUUGCUAAAACAAGAAGUUGAUCUUUUGCCAAAAGAUAAGCGUAAAGAUGAAUUUAAACAACGCCGAUCAGCUAUGGAAUUGGAUCAUGAAGAAAAAGAAAGAGCCUUUUUGGAUUCACUUAAAGAACGUCAUGAAUUACUGCUGCGAAGAUUAAGCGAAAAACAUCGUGACCAUCUUGCCACUAUAAAUCGCAACUUUUUACAACAAAAACAAAAUGCUAUGAGGACGCGUGAAGCAUUACUCUGGGAACUGGAAGAGAAGCAACUACAUGAAAGACAUCAACUUUCGAAAAGACACGUAAAAGAAAUUUGUUUUAUGCAACGGCAUCAAAUGAUAGUACGACAUGAAAAGGAGUUAGAUCAGGUUAAACGUAUGUUACAGCGUAAAGAAGAAGAUCUAUUGAAAAAACAAACAUUAGAAAAGAGAGCUUUACCGAAACGAAUUCGAGCUGAGCGAAAAGCUCGAGAUUUAAUGUUUAGGGAAUCGCUGCGAAUAUCGACAAAUCUAGAUCCAGAAGUUGAAAGAGAAAGAUUGAAAAAGUUUCAAGAGCAAGAAAAGAAACGUUAUACUCAGGAGGAGCGUCGUUUCGAAAUAAAGCAUCAGAAGCAACUUGAAGAAUUAAAAGCAACCCGUGAAGGAGCAAUAAGGGAACUGGAACAACUUCAAAACGAAAAACGUAAAGCUUUAGUAGAACACGAACAAGCUAAAUUGUCGGAAAUUGAUGAGCGUCUAAGAGCUGAGCUUAAAGUUUGGAAAGAACAACUAGUACCACGUAAACAGAAAGUGAUAAACAAUAUAAGUGAUAUGACCAAUAAAUUUCAACGAAAGCAUGGAGCAUUAUCUGAUAGUUUUGCAAAUGAAACGCAAGAAUUCGAGGUACCGAUUCAAUUGCGAAAUAUUUGCAGUGGUGGCCGGCCUUUACCAAAGGGCGUGUUUUUAAAUAAUCCAAUGAGUCGAUCACGAACAUCCUUAUUGUUAUCUUUAGACAAAGGUUAUAAUUUCCGAAACUCCACACCAGAUCUUAUCCAAAGUGUGCCCAACACGCCAAUUUUACAUAAACAAAAAAGAGCUGGUAUUUUAAAUAUUAAAUCUGAAGAAAUGGCAAAUGAAUCUAAUCUGAAGACUUCAGAAGCUGUGCAAAUGGAAGGGUUUGAGAACGCUGUUGAUUUACGUGAUAAAACACUGUUAACUCGACAUACAGCUACACUACCAAAUAGAAAUUUCGAAACAAAAUUAAUAAAAAUUCAAACAUCCAGCAAUAGUAAUAAUAAGAUUACAACAAAUUCUGAACUCUCUCUAAGUACUUUUCGAAACACGAUGCCGCCACAGUAUCAUAUUAACAGUAACAGUAACAGUAACAGUAACAGUCACAGUCUACGUGAUGAUGAACUUACAGAUAAAGGUGUAAUUGUAAAUCGUUUUAAAUCCGUAAAUACUAGCAUCGAAGAACCGUUGCAAUCAUCUAAUGGUGUAAAAACAGAUCUUCCAACUCUGUUACACACUGCAUCAUUUACAAUUAAACGACCAUCGUUGUUGCCAAACCACAGGCUCUCAGUUAGUAGUACGCAAUCGUUGUACAAUAUUAAUGAAGCAAGUCUAGAAACUGAUCAAAUGAAUGUUAUUAAUAUAGAUGCUUCGCCCGGAAAUAGGGCAGCCAGUUUACUUGAGAGUGUUGAACCUCAGUUACGUGCAUCUACUAAGUAUAACAACACAGUUACAGUACAAUCACCAAAUAAUGCCACGAACAUAUUUAAUAUUGAUAAAUCAACAAAAUUCGUAUUGCCCAGAGUAUCUACAAUUGACAAAAAAAAUACAACAAAAGACGAUUCCGUAGUGUAAAUAAUCAUUAUCAUAACUUUUCUCAUUGUUAAUAUAAAUAAAUUGUGUUUGCAAUAUUGCCUUUUGCAUCGUAUCCUACGAUAUCAAAUAACAGUUUCUUGUAUCCUACUAUAAUUAUGUGUAUAA
This is a messenger RNA of Teleopsis dalmanni, 5841 nucleotides long. It is a transcript of the gene Slik, whose product is annotated as serine/threonine-protein kinase 10. Lineage: Eukaryota; Metazoa; Arthropoda; Insecta; Diptera; Diopsidae. Gene Ontology annotation, biological process: protein phosphorylation. The record is from RefSeq and is a predicted model, not a curated record. Gene Ontology annotation, molecular function: protein serine/threonine kinase activity; ATP binding. Bases 736 to 5715 code for a protein of 1659 amino acids. The transcript is spliced from 12 exons.